This is a messenger RNA of Sphenostylis stenocarpa, 1797 nucleotides long. Lineage: Eukaryota; Viridiplantae; Streptophyta; Magnoliopsida; Fabales; Fabaceae. The record is from the annotation of a GenBank genome assembly.
AUGGCUUUGUCAGCCGUUGAAAUCUCCAAGGAAGAAGAGAAGGUAACUUCAGAACAUUAUGAAAGGUCUCAGUGGGUGCUCAAUGCUCCUGAUCCCCCAACUACGUGGCACAAGCUCGGGGGUUCUGUGAGCAACACAAUCUCAAAGUACCAAGAAAUGUGCUUUGCUCUAAGAAGCCAACAUGGACCUAAACUCUUACUUUCCUUCUUGAGGGGCAUUUUUCCUAUUCUUCAAUGGGGUCCAAAUUAUUCACCAACCAAAUUCAGAAACGACUUACUCGCUGGUCUAACCAUCGCAAGUCUCUGCAUUCCUCAGAGCAUUGGGUAUGCCACUUUAGCAAAGCUUGAUCCUGAAUAUGGACUAUAUACUAGUGUGGUGCCACCUCUUAUGUAUGCUUUGAUGGGAACCUCAAGAGAAAUAGCAAUUGGACCAGUGGCGGUGGUAUCGCUUCUUUUGUCAUCAAUGAUUGAGAAAUUAAUAGACCCUGCCAUUGAUCCAAACGGGUACAGAAAGCUUGUUUUCACUGCCACUUUCUUUGCUGGUAUAUUUAAAGCUGCUUUUGGACUAUUGAGGUUGGGGUUCCUUGUGGAUUUUGUGUCUCAUGCUGCUAUUGUUGGAUUCAUGGGGGGAGCAGCUACAAUAAUUGGUCUUCAACAACUGAAGGGACUAUUUGGGAUCAAUCAUUUUACCAACAAAACAGACAUAAUCUCUGUCAUGAAAUCGCUUUGGGAAUCGAUUCAUCAUCCUAUUUCUGCUGACAAAAGUGGAGUUAACAUUGUGAGACAUAUAAAAGGAGGAUUGAAUCCAAGCUCUAUCAAUCAGAUAGAGUUGAACAACCCACACAUUGGAGCACUGGCCAAAAUUGGACUAGUCCUUGCGGCUGUUGCACUCACUGAAUCAGUUGCUGUUGGACGAUCUUUUGCAUCCAUGAAAGGAUACCACCUUGAUGGAAACAAGGAAAUGGUAUCAUUAGGCUUCAUGAACAUUAUAGGAUGCAUCUUUUCGUGCUAUGUAGCAACUGGUUCUUUCUCUCGCACAGUGGUUAAUUUCACUGCAGGUUGUGAAACAUUAGCGUCAAACAUUGUGAUGGCCAUUGUAGUGAUCGUAUCACUACAAUGUUUGACGAAGCUUUUGUACUUUACACCAACUGCUAUUCUGGCUUCAAUAAUCCUUUCAGCUCUGCCGGGACUCAUAGACAUUAACGAAGCUUACAAAAUAUGGAAAGUUGAUAAGCUUGAUUUUCUUGCUUGUGUUGGAGCCUUUUUCGGGGUGAUCUUUUCGUCAGUGGAGCUUGGUCUGCUAGUGGCCGUGGCAAUAUCUUUCACAAAGAUAAUUUGGAUCUCGAUUGGAGCAGGCACAGAAACUCUGGGAAGACUUCCGGGCACAGAUGUGUUCUGCGAUGUACAGCAGUAUCCUAUGGCUGUUAAGACUCCUGGGGUUGCAAUAUUACGCGUCAAGUCUGCAUUGCUUUGCUUUUCUAAUGCCAAUUCAGUCAGAGAGAGGAUCCUGAAAUGGAUCACUCAGGAAGAAGCAAAGGGGAAAACAGAAGGCAACACCGGAAGCACAAUUCAGCUAGUAAUCCUUGAUACCUCUAAUUUGGUGAGCAUUGACACAUCAGGAAUUGCUUCUCUAGAGGAACUGCAUGAGAGUUUGGUCUCAAGUGGGAAGCAGCUAGCAAUUGCCAAUCCUAGGUGGCAAGUGAUUUACAAGCUAAAGGGAACCAACUUUGUCACAAGAAUUGGAGGAAGGGUCUUCUUGACUAUUGGAGAAGCAAUUGACUGCAAUCUGGAUUUCUAA